AUGUCAAUGAUGAAAUUGCUGGUUUUUUUUCUUGUAAUCAUGUUUCUACCUAAGAUGCUACUUUGCGUCCUGUGUCUGUUCCUUGGCUGCCUGACUCUGUCUGAAGGAGGACAUCUCAACAUCAGCUGCAAGCCUUGUGUGUGUAGUGUGGCAUCCAAUGGAAAACUUAUCGCCAAUUGUUCGGACAAACAUCUAUCUUCCAUCCCCGAAACGAUACCAAAUUCAGUAUCAUACCUGUGUUUGUCUCAUAACAGAAUUAAUCCUCUGCCAGGUCGUUCGUUUCAACGGUUCACCAUAUUGGAACAUCUUGACCUAUCCUUCAAUCAACUAAGAACUUUGCAAGUGGACACUUUUAUCGGAGCUACAAACCUGCUACAACUGAGUCUCCAUGGAAACAAUCUUCCGCUAAACGAGACAGCAUAUCCAGAGGGGAUAUUCAGACAGCAGAAAAGAUUGCGUACCCUGAACAUUGAACAGAACAGCAAGGUCGCAGAUUCAGUGUACCCAGAUAAAGCUCUUGGUGAUCUUACUGCUCUUCGGACACUUGUCAUUGAUUGUGUACGUAAUGCCACUUUUGGGAAUGGAUUUUCGAAAUUGAAGAAUCUUACUAAGCUUACGGUAUCAGGGGAAAGGGGCAACUGUUCAAUUCAGAAGCUGCUGAAUACAUCUUUCCUUCACAUUCCAUCUGUCAGGUACCUGGACAUCAGCAAAUGUGGAAUCUACUCUAUUGAAACAAGUGCAUUUUGGCCACUGAGGCAUAUUGAUACUCUAGACAUCUCCAACAAUCAGUAUCUAGGAUUUGAUAGCCUUGGUGAAGCUGUAUAUGGGCUUCGGUUUUCAUCUCUAAGAGUAUUAAAGAUCAACAGGAUUGAGACAACAUUUGCCAUAGGAGUUCACAUAAAGCAACACAAUGUGAGGUAUUUCACUGAUCUUAAUGUAAAGGAGAUCUAUAUAGAUUCAAACAGAGUGGAACUGAUCGAUCAGGAAUGCAUCAGACUUUUAAAAACUGUGGAACUGGUAUCCAUGAAACACAACAGAGUGACAUUUGGAUCCUAUCUCCUGAGUCUGAAUGAACUGACAAAUUUACGUACAAUCUAUGUUGAAAACCAGUACGCAUCUAAUAUCCCUCUUGUUGAUUCUGGUACAGUCCCAACUCCCUCCGAGAAUCCGAGGCUGCCUUCAUCUGAGGCUCAACCAGUGGUUCAAUAUUCACGAAUAUGCACGCGUGCCUGUGAGGCAGAAUGUACCAAUAGCUCUUUGUGCUGGAACUAUCAUAAUAGUUAUUAUUACAAUGCAGAAUAUGAAAAAAACAUAAUCAUUGACUUAAGUAUUAAAAUACCGCUACCUCCAAAUGUAACAUAUGCAAAUGUUAGCAACAGUAAAUUGAACUAUCACAUUGGUGAGCUCAACUUUAAUAGAAACCAACUUAGAACAGUCGAUUUAUCCCACAAUGUCUUUACAAGGUGGAUAGGGCCAUUACAUGAAUCUCACACAGUUGAAUACCUGGAUCUCUCUGACAAUUACUGUACAUAUAUAGCUCCCUCAUUUUUCAUGUUUGCUAGUGGCCUAAAAAUCUUAAAUAUAAGUAGAAAUUACCUCUCAGUGGCUCUUCAAGCGGACAGAAAAGGGCGGAUAUUGUUCAACCAAACAAACUUGGAAGUACUAAGAAUCUCAAAUAAUCUUAUUCGGGAACUGCCUUCAUCAAUAUUCAAGAGACUUACCAGACUUCAGGUUCUUGAUUUAAGUUGGAACAUGAUGACCUCUUGGACUGUUGAGAUUAGCCACAUGACGCAGCUCCAUACCUUAGACAUAUCUGAAAACAGAUAUGAAGACAUACCAAUACAACUAACAAAUCAAAUUGACCAAAUAAUGAUUCAUAGAAACGACAGUCUUCAACUAAGCAUCAAGGACAAUAUCUUGAAAUGUGACUGUACGACACUGGGCUCAUUAGAGUGGAUUACCAAUCCAUAUAUUUCCAUAAAAGAACCUGGCAGUACACAAUGCAGAUUAUCAAAUGGGGAAAUCAUUACAUUUCUAGAUAUAGAAGACAUUAUAGUGAAGCUCCGGCUACGAUGUAAAAUUGCAAUUCCUCUGAUAUCCACAGCAGUGGUUGGAAUACUAUUUUCAAUGUUCAUAUUUGGAGCUGGUAUGGUAUACCGAUAUCGAUGGAAGCUGCGCUAUCUAUACUACACCACCAGACGGAAGUACAGAGGCUACCAGAGACUGAGAGAAGGUGAAGACCAUUUUACUUAUGAUGCCUUUGUUUCCUAUGCUGAUGGAGACAGAGGGUUCGUUAUCGAAGACAUGCGAACUGUACUGGAGAGACACUAUGGCUUGAGGUUGUGCAUCCAUCACCGUGAUUUCAUGGUUGGGGAAGCCAUAACUGCCAACAUCAUCAAUGCUAUUCAGUCAAGCAGGAAGACCAUUGCUGUUUUGUCACCGGACUUUGCAAAGAGCGCCUGGUGUGACUAUGAAGUCCACAUGGCUAAGCUGGAGAGUAUCCACACUGGCAGAGACGUCCUGUGUGUGUUGUGGUAUACUGACAUACCCGACACGAGAAUCCUCAGUAGAGAUAUCCGGGACCAGAUCAAUUAUGACACCUAUAUUAAGUAUCCAACAGUUGAAAAUGAUAAAAGGGAGUUUUGGGAGAAGAUCAAAGCUGCAGUUAGCUUCUGAGAUGGUUGCAUAUGUCUCUAGAACGUUCAGCAGAAUGGGUUUGAGCAUUGUACCUAUAUUAGAUGUGAUCAUUGAAGUGGGCAUCAGUUUCUCGGAUGUCAUCAGCAGACAUGUAAUCAGUUCCAUAGCAAUAAGAUGUAAAUGUGCACCUCGCGUGAAUUGCGAGUACAGUGUUACUCAGUUAACUUGAAAUUCUUCAUUGAUAUUUCAGGUAGCCUAGUGGUUAAAGCGUUCGCUCGUCACGCCGAAGACCCGGGUUCGAUUCCCGACAUGGGUACAAUGUGUGAAGCCAAUUUCUGGUGUCCCCCGCCGUGAUAUUGCUGGAAUAUUGCUAAAGCGGCGUAAACCCAUACUCACUCACUCACUCACUCACUCACUCAGUUAUGGGACAUUUGUGCAUCUCCCCAAAUGAACUGAAGGUUAAAACCAUCUACAUCUGAAACGAGUCAUAUGCAUUUCCGGAAGCACCACUUGAUAUACCACUUGAUGUCUCAGUGUACGCAUGAUGCUGGUUGAACAGCGAAUGCUCAAACAAUCAGUGACUUCCAAGUGUCUUGAAGUAAUGCGAUUGGCGACAAGCUGACGCGUGUAAUUAUAUACGGAUCCUUCUGGAACAAAGCUAGCCAUCCAAUUGGCCAGUUAUCACUUGUACAAACCCAUCAAAUUGUUUGUUGAUUUCCGAUAAGCCCUCGAUUCGAACAAGCUCUUGUGGUAUUCAUUAAUGAAAAAAAUGGAAUACAUAGUCGUUUAUUUGUGGUUUUCAAGGAUUUAUCCUUCCAGUUCAGUAGGCUGUCAGGAUAUCAAAAACUCCUCUUACAGAUAAUACGAAUUACUGACAGCGUCCGACAGGGCUGUGUGUUGAGUCUCUUUCAGACAAAGGAUAUUGCUGUUAGGUUAUUUGUCAACAUUUGUGUUAAUUAUAUACCUACACAAUCUCUUAAGUAAUAUAAAUGACUGUGAGUGAGUGACUGAGUGAGUUGGGUUUAACGCCGAUUUUAACAGUAUUCCAGGUAUAUUGCGGCGUGUCAGCUUAAUGUGGGAGGAAAGCCUGAAGUAAUGCA
Messenger RNA from Haliotis rufescens (red abalone), 3737 nucleotides. RefSeq names its product toll-like receptor 4. The record is from RefSeq and is a predicted model, not a curated record. Bases 1 to 2676 code for a protein of 891 amino acids. Gene Ontology annotation, molecular function: transmembrane signaling receptor activity; protein binding. NCBI's taxonomy places the organism in Eukaryota, Metazoa, Mollusca, Gastropoda, Lepetellida, Haliotidae. Gene Ontology annotation, cellular component: membrane. The transcript has 3 exons. Gene Ontology annotation, biological process: immune response; toll-like receptor signaling pathway.